CACCCUGCAUUUUGAAGAUAAGUGUUAAACGUGAAGCGUCUUAUUUAUGUUGGACACUACACAUGAAGUUAUCAAUCCUGUUUGUUGCAGUCUUGACUACCAUCACACCUGAUCUAGGGGAAGGAAAGACACUAACCUCUGUUUGCAUAUCGCCGGAAAAGUUUGGGCAGCAGGCAACGAUAGCGUGUUAUGGAUAUGUUACAGGGGGACUAUACUGGGUUAAACCACGCGGUCAAAUUGUCAGACGCUGUAAGCCGCAGAAAAAAGAAACGUGUUUGAUUCACGCUCAAGGAUACAGCAGUCCGACGGAUAACGAUCUAACUAAAGACAUCUUGGUGAUAAAGUCCAUGCGUGAAGACCAUGUUGGUGUGUGGGCGUGCCGAGAUGAUUUUUACCAAUCAGCUGCUACUUGUUCGAUAGGCCCUUCAGGGAACAAACCAUGUGUACCUGGCUUAUGGGAUCAUUCUUGCAGUCAGGUAUGUGGUCGCUGUGAAGGAUCUACAUGUGACAAAGCUACUGGAAGUUGCCUGUGCAAGACUGGAUGGGCUCCGCCAAAAUGUACAGCAUGUGUAGCUGGCUUUUGGGGUCAGUCUUGCUCUAAGAGAUGUGGUAACUGUACAGAAUCUAAAUGUGACAGACGUACGGGGAGUUGCACGUGCAAGUCUGGAUGGGCUCCACCAAAAUGCACAGUCAGAUUAUGUCCAGCUGGCUUUUGGGGUCAGUCUUGCUCUAAGAGAUGUGUUAACUGUAAAGGCUCUAAAUGUGACAGAGGUACUGGAAGAUGCACGUGCAAGUCUGGAUGGGCUCCGCCAACAUGUACAAUCUGUGCCUAUGGAUAUUGGGAGGAACAGCAGAAAGUCUGUAUAUUGUUCAUCGCAGAACUCUAG
Molecule: messenger RNA, 887 nt
Organism: Gigantopelta aegis
Lineage: Eukaryota; Metazoa; Mollusca; Gastropoda; Neomphalida; Peltospiridae
Product: scavenger receptor class F member 1-like
Exons: 8
Coding region: 63-887 (274 amino acids)
Molecular function (GO): scavenger receptor activity
Source: RefSeq, a predicted model, not a curated record